Messenger RNA from Nymphalis io (European peacock), 2150 nucleotides. Its product is annotated as protein takeout-like. NCBI's taxonomy places the organism in Eukaryota, Metazoa, Arthropoda, Insecta, Lepidoptera, Nymphalidae. The coding region runs from base 67 to 783 and encodes 238 amino acids. The record is from RefSeq and is a predicted model, not a curated record. The transcript has 6 exons.
CGGUUAAAGAAACGUAAAACUUUAUUUAUUUUAGUAUAUUAUACAUAUUUAAACAUCUAUAUCAAAAUGCGUGUGCCGUUGUGCUUUUUAGCGGUAGCUUGCUUUAUCGCCGGCGUGUGCGCAGGAAAGCUUCCACCGUUCAUCAAAGCCUGUUCAGGAUCAGACCCAAAACUCAAUCAAUGCAUAGAGUCCGCUAUCACCGCCGCCGGAGAAAAGUUUGCUCAUGGCAUCCCAGAACUGGGCAUCAAACCCUUGGACCCUGCGGAACUGGGUAGAAUUGUUGUUAACAAUCCCGCCUUGAAAAUUGUCUUGGAAGACACCGUUGUGACUGGAUUAGGAGGAUUCAGGAUUAAUGCCUUUAAGAUGAACCUAGAAAAGGGUAAAGCCGUCCUGGAUUUCACAGCCAAUGUGACUUUGAAGGCAAAUUAUGAUAUGGACGGAAAAGUGCUUGUCUUGCCAAUCAAGGGCAACGGCCAGGCCAAGAUCAAGAUCACAAACCUUCGUAUUGUGAUCAAAUACGAUUUCAAAACAGUCGACGGUUACUGGACUGUCACCGAUCACAAGGACAGCUAUAAGAUGGACCGAGCACAGUUCAAGUUUACCAACUUAUUCAACGGAAACAAGGAUCUCGCUGACACAACAAUCAAAUUCUUUAACGAAAAUUGGGACAUUAUAAUGAACGAAAUAGCUCCACCAGCCAUGGAUCAAGUAAUUGCAGCGUGUAUUGAAGAAGUUAGGAAACUGUUUCAGACAGUACCCGCAAAUGAAUUGCUAUCCCAGUGAAUGCCGACUCAAUUGAUGCGGUGAUCAACGAGCACUGGGAACCGGUGAUCAGAGACAUCGCACCCACCGCUUUCGACACAAUCAUCAAUGCGUGUGUAAAUGAAGCAAAGAAACUAUUCGCCUCUAUUCCAGCCAACCAACUUCUUCUAUCAUAAAACAUAUACUACAUUUCUCCAAUUUUACAAGUAAAUUUUAACUCUUUUGAAGUUAAGGAUUAAGGGUUAUAUUUUUGUACAAAUUGUCAAGAAGCAGAUAAUAGUAUUAUUUCUAAUGCUUGCAGCAAUUUAAUACCAAAUGCUUGCUGAAUGCUCAUAUUAUUUCUAUUGGGUUCCGUUGUAUAAAAUUGGUUUAAGCUGAUCCACGUUUUUUUAAUAAUAAAUAGUAUGAACCCAGUGGCUCAACGAUAGAGGUGUCGGGAACUAAUUUGCAAUAAUACAAAUACUCGACCUCAGAGUUUAAGCUGUCUUGAUUCAAUUUAUUUGGUUAUUUAAAUUAAUAUAUAAAUUAUUAAAUAAAAUUAUCAUUGUAAUUUGAUACGUUAUGCUAACGCGAAUAAAUAGUCUUACUUAAUAUCCAAUACCAAGAUUGUAGCAAUAUUCCGAAACAAUAUCGUAAUUUCCUAGCGGAUUCUAAAAACUAACCGCAAUUCCUUAUGCACCUAUAACCUAGUAAAUAUGUAGUACGAAAAAUAAAAGAAAAUUUCGUCUCUGUUUUCAUUUUGACGUAUCGAACUUUAAAUUAUAGAUAAAUAUAUUAUAUACCGUUUUCAUAGAUAUUAUAAUUUUGUUGAAAUAAUAACACAUCUACUAAUGAAAACGACAAUUCAUAAUAUAUUUUAUACGUAGGUAUGUAUCUAUUGUGAUUAGAAACAGUUAUAUCUUUCCAAUAAUAUCCAAAUUUUUAUUAUUUAUUACUUUGGUUAUUUUAUUACAAUUUUAAUUCAUUACAAUUGGUGUUGGUAAUACUAAGAUAACCCUAAUGACCUUAUUCAUAAUGAAUAACACACAUAUUAAUAAAUGUUUUGUCUUUGUUUUACCAAGGGCAUAUCAAAUUAUAAAAGAAAGAAACAAAGUAUGCUCUAUGUAAAAGAUUUGAAAUUGAAAUGUAAUAUAAAAAUAUAUUUUGGUAUGAUCUUGGUAAUACUUCAGAGAAAAAAAAAACAUAACUUGAAAUUUUUCUUAUUAUCUAGAUAACACAUGAUUUUGUUCAAAAUAAAAAUUUGUUAGUUGUUUUCAACUUGUUCAAGACUACCAUGGCCAAGAAUUUUAUCUCUGUUUGCAAAUAGUUCAACACUAAUAAUAAGACAUUGUGAUAAUUAUAUUUAAGUUAAUGAUGUUAAGAAAUGUGCAAUAAAUACAACAUUUCAA